Messenger RNA from Alligator mississippiensis (American alligator), 7537 nucleotides. RefSeq names its product neuron navigator 1 (gene NAV1). The transcript is spliced from 31 exons. The record is from RefSeq and is a predicted model, not a curated record. The coding region runs from base 367 to 6828 and encodes 2153 amino acids. Gene Ontology annotation, cellular component: axon initial segment; microtubule cytoskeleton. Gene Ontology annotation, molecular function: ATP hydrolysis activity. Gene Ontology annotation, biological process: microtubule bundle formation; nervous system development; neuron migration. Lineage: Eukaryota; Metazoa; Chordata; Crocodylia; Alligatoridae.
CAGCUUCCUUGGCACCCUCCCCUCCGCCAGCAGCAUAAAGAGCUGGCGUGUGCCUGAGGGGCGCGGCCCACGUGAUUCCCCCCUCCCUGCCGACAGUCCCAGGGGACAGGCACUUUGUUCAGGAUGCUGCCUUUCCCAUUGUGAAGUGAAAGCCGGCAGUUGCCUCCGUCACCAGCUGGAGCGGGAGGCUGCGAGCAGCAGUGCGGGCUUCCUCCCGCGGCCUCCGGCUCCAAGACGGGGAGCACACCAGGAACUUUCGGAGGGAGCCACAGGCCCCAUCGGGAUGAGCCGUGCUCUCAGGCUGCGUGAGGAUGAGGAGGUGACGGGGGUGUCGCACGGUCGCUAGCCCUUGAACCCGCCUCGCCGAUGAUGAAUGGGACGGCCAACGUGAACCCGACCGGCCGAAGCCACUAUGCCUCCGCCAUUCCAGUGCCUCGCACCAUGUCCCAGAGCAAGCUGCAUGCCAUGGCAGCAUCACCCAGGCUACCCUCACGGCAGAGCAGCCUGGGCACUGCCCCCUCCCCACGGGCUUCACCACCAUGGCCAGGAAAGGCACCAACCAACAUUACCACCCCAGCCUCCAAAGGCCCCAAGCAGAAAAGUGCUGCCAAAGCCUCCGUGAGCUCAGGGGCUGGCCCUGACAAGGCAGAGCCACCCGAGUGCAAAGGACCUGAUGCUGAGUCUAACCUCAACCAGGUCACGUCACCCUCAAGCAGCAGCUCCCCAGGGGUGCAGAAGGUGACACUGAGAGCUUCUGGGGUGCCUAGGAAGUCGCAAGUGCAAGGAACAGAGAGAGACAAGGACAGCUCAAAGGCUGGGGAGGUGCCUAGCAGCCACAACACCAAGAAGGGCUUGGGGAGACCCAGUGGCCCUGCUGAACUGCCCAAGACACCUCAGCUGCAAGGGAAGAGCCCCUCCCGCUUCAGCCUGCACAGUGAGAGUGGGCUGCCUGGGCCCCAGGACACACUCAGUGCUAAGAGGCCGCAGAGUUGCCCCCUGAAGGGCCAGUGGGCAUCAGAAGUGACCUGGAAAGGCAGUGGGGUGCCCAAGCCCUGUGCAAGGGAGGACAGGCCCCCUGUGAGCUCCUUGGACAACAGCAGCUUGGCACAGAAUAAGGGGCCAGCAUUACACUCUGGGGCCAUCAGCUUCUCCACAGCCUCACAGCAGAGUCACCCUGUCACCGCUACUGUGGCGCCCUUCCACUACCGGCUACAGGGGGACAGGGAAAGAAGCGAGCCCUCCCCAGAGGAGCACCCACAGACCAGCCCUGCAGAGGAGCCUGAACCCCACUUCCAAGGCUUGACCGCCGGGACUGUCCAUGGUGCCGCCGCGGGCGGGAUGCUGGGCACCGCCGCCAAGAGCCCGCUGGACGUGGAGCUGGGCGAGGAGGAGCCGCGCGGCGGCGGCGGGCGCAGGGCCGAGCCCCGGGCCGGCAUGGCCAAGCGGCCCGCGGCGCCCGGCGCGCCCAAGCCCGGCGAGCUGCGCGUGUUCAAGGCGGGCGGCGCCGCGCCCGGCUCCAACCUGCGCAAGCAGAAGUCGCUCACCAACCUGGCCUUCCUGACCGACAGCGAGAAGAAGCUGCAGCUCUGCGAGCCGCGCUGGAGCGACGACAUGGCCAAGGCGGCGCGGGGCGGCGGGCGCGGCGGCGGCGGCCCGCGGGCCAAGGACGCGCCCGCCAUGUCCCGCAGCCUGUCCCGCUCCGAGCACUCGCUCUUCCAGCCCAAGCUGGCGCCCGGCGCCGCCAAGCCCCCGCUGGCGCCGCUGCCGUCGGGCGCGGGCAAGCCCAGCCGCAUCCCGCGCGGGCCCUACGCUGAGGUGAAGCCGCUGAGCAAGGCGCCCGAGGCCGGCGGCGCCGACGACAGCAAGUCGGACGACGAGAUCCUGUCCAGCAAGGCGCGCGCCCAGGGCAAGGCGGCGCCCGCGGCGGGGAAGGCGCCCGACGAGAAGCCCUACCUCAAGGUGGACCCCGAGCUCGUGGUGACCGUGCUGGGCGACCUGGAGCAGCUGCUCUUCAGCCAGAUGCUGGACCCUGAGUCCCAGAGGAAGAGAACGGUGCAGAAUGUGCUGGACCUUCGGCAGAACCUGGAGGAGACCAUGUCCAGCCUGAGAGGCUCCCAGGUGUCUCACAGCUCCCUGGAAAUGACCUGCUAUGACAGUGAUGAGGCGAACCCCAGGAGUGUGUCCAGCCUGUCCAACCGCUCCUCCCCACUGUCCUGGCGCUAUGGGCAAUCCAGCCCUCGCCUGCAGGCUGGAGAUGCACCCUCUGUGGGUGGGAGCUGCCGCUCAGAGGGCACUCCCAGUUGGUACAUGCAUGGGGAGCGUGCACACUACUCCCACACCAUGCCCAUGCGCAGCCCCAGUAAGCUGAGCCACAUCUCCCGGCUGGAGCUUGUCGAAUCAUUGGACACUGACGAUGUGGAUCUGAAGUCCGGGUACAUGAGCGACAGCGACCUGAUGGGGAAGACCCUGACGGAGGAUGAUGACAUCACCACAGGCUGGGAUGAGAGCAGCUCCAUCAGCAGCGGCCUCAGCGAUGCCUCUGACAACCUUAGCUCGGAAGAGUUCAAUGCCAGCUCCUCGCUCAACUCCCUCCCGUCCACCCCCACAGGGUCCCGGAGGAACUCUGCCAUAGCGCUGCGCACGGACUCGGAGAAGCGGUCACUGGCAGAGAGCGGACUGGGCUGGUACGGCGACACCGACGACAAGGGCCACAAGAAGCUAGACUACGACAGCGGGAGCCUCAAGAUGGAGCACGGAUCCUCCAAGUGGCGGCGGGAGCGCUCGGAGAGCUGCGACGAGGUCCCAGCCAAGGGGGGCGAGCUGAAGAAGCCUGUCAGCUUGGGCCCACCAGGGUCCCUGAAAAAGGGCAAGACUCCCCCAGUGGCAGUGACCUCCCCCAUCACCCACACAGCUCAGAGCACUCUCAAAGUGGCAGGCAAACCUGAGGGCAAAGCCACGGACAAGAGCAAACUGUCUGUGAAGAACACGGGCCUGCAGCGCUCUUCCUCUGAUGCUGGUCGGGACCGCAUUGGAGAUGCCAAGAAGCCUCCCUCAGGUCUUACCCGCCCCUCCACUGCUGGCUCCUUCGGCUACAAGAAGCCAGCUCCCACCACCGGCACUGCUACAGUGAUGCAGGCUGGGGGCUCAGCCACACUCGGCAAGAUCCAGAAGAGCUCUGGCAUCCCUGUCAAGCCAGUCAAUGGGAGGAAAACCAGCCUGGAUGUCUCCAAUGCUGGCGAGCCUGGCUUCCUGGCCCCUGGGGCCCGCUCCAACAUCCAGUACCGAAGCCUGCCACGGCCAGCCAAGUCCAGCUCCAUGAGCGUGACGGGCGGGCGUGGUGGGAACCGGCCUGUAAGCAGCAGCAUUGACCCCAGCCUCCUCAGCACCAAGCAAGGAGGCAUCUCAGUGUCACGCCUGAAGGAGCCCUCCAAGAUCGGCACAGGCCGGAGCACACCAGCCCCGGUGAACCAGACGGACCGAGAGAAGGAAAAGGCCAAAGCCAAGGCUGUUGCACUAGAUUCAGAGUGUGUCUCCCUGAAGAGUAUUGGCUCCCCUGAGAGCACCCCCAAAGCCCAGGCUGGCCACUCGCCUGCCACCAAGGUGGCUGAGCUACCACCCACCCCUCUCAGGGCAGCUGCCAAGAGCUACGUGAAGCCCCCUUCUCUAGCCAACUUGGACAAGGUCAACUCCAACAGCCUGGACCUGCCCUCCUCCAGCGACCUGCACCAGCCUCAUGCCAGCAAGCUGCAGGACCUGCACCCAGCAGCCGGGCACCUUGCACCUUGCUUCACCCCCAGCCCUGCCCCCAUCCUCAAUAUCAAUUCGGCCAGCUUCUCCCAGGGCCUGGAGUUCAUGAGUGGUUUUGCUGUCCCCAAGGAGGGCAGGAUGUACCCCAAACUCUCUGGCUUGCACCGCAGCAUGGAGUCCCUGCAGAUGCCGAUGAGCCUGCCCAGUGCCUUCUCCGGGGGCAGCACCACCACCCCUGCCCCAGCCAUGGCCCCACCCACGAGCGCAGAGGAGGAAAGCAGUGAGCUGAGCUGGAGUGGGAGCCCCAGGAUUGCACAUCUGGACAGGUACCAGAUCCCAUCCCAAGAGGAAGCCAAGGAAAGGCGACACUCACACAGCAUUGGAGGGCUCCCGGAAUCGGACAACCAGUCAGACCUGCCCUCGCCUCCUGCCCCCUCCAUUUCGCUGGUCGGGAAAGGCCCUCUCACCAAUAUCGUGAGUCCCACCGCUGCCACCACUCCGCGGAUCACCCGCUCCAACAGCAUCCCCACCCACGACUCCACCUUCGAGCUGUACAGCACCUCCCAAAUGGGCAGCACCCUCUCCCUGGCAGACAGACCCAAGGGGAUGAUCCGCUCGGGCUCCUUCCGGGACCCUGUGGACGAUGUUCAUGGAUCCGUGCUGUCCCUGGCGUCCAGCGCUUCCUCCACUUACUCCUCAGCUGAGGAAAGGAUGCAGUCCGAGCAAAUCCGCAAGCUGCGCCGGGAGCUGGAGUCGUCUCAGGAGAAGGUAGCCACCUUGACAUCUCAGCUGUCAGCCAACGCUAACCUGGUGGCAGCUUUUGAGCAGAGCCUGGUGAACAUGACAUCCCGCCUGCGACAUCUGGCUGAGACCGCGGAGGAGAAGGACACAGAGCUGCUGGACCUGCGAGAGACCAUUGACUUCCUGAAGAAGAAGAACUCAGAGGCCCAAGCUGUAAUCCAGGGAGCUCUGAGUGGGACUGAUGUCACACCCAAAGAGCUACGCAUCAAGAGGCAGAACUCCUCAGACAGCAUCUCCAGCCUCAACAGCAUCACCAGCCACUCCAGCAUCGGCAGUGGGAAGGACGCUGAUGCCAAGAAGAAGAAGAAGAAGAGCUGGCUAAGGAGCUCAUUCAACAAGGCCUUCAGCAUCAAGAAGGGCCCAAAGUCUGCCUCGUCCUACUCUGACAUCGAGGAGAUAGCCACCCCCGACUCCUCAGCCCCAUCCUCUCCAAAGCUGCAGCAUGGCUCCACAGAGACAGCCUCACCCUCUAUCAAGUCCUCCACCUCAUCAUCUGUGGGCAUCGACACUGCCGAGCUCUUCCAGCCUCACGUGGAGGGGGAGCCAGAGAAGAAGGAGGUGUCAGAGCUGCGCUCUGAGCUGUGGGAGAAGGAGAUGAAGCUGACAGAUAUCCGGCUGGAGGCUCUGAACUCUGCGCACCAGCUAGAGCAGCUCCGUGAGACCAUGCACAACAUGCAGCUGGAGGUGGAUCUCCUGAAGGCUGAAAACGACCGGCUCAAGGUGGCUCCAGGGCCCUCAUCGGUGCCAGGCUCCAUCCCAGGACAUGUCACAAGUAUGUCGGCCUCCUCAUCCCCGCAGCGCUCCUUGGGCCUCACCCUUGGUCACUCCUUCAGCCCCAGCUUGGCAGAUACAGACCUGUCACCGAUGGACGCUGUCAGCGCCUGCACCCAGAAGGAUGAGAUGACACUGCGCAUUGUGGUGCGGAUGCCACCCCAGCACAUCAUCAAGGGGGACCUGAAACAGCAGGAAUUCUUCCUGGGCUGCAGCAAGGUGAGCGGGAAGGUCGACUGGAAGGUGUUGGAUGAGGCCGUCUGCCAAGUCUUUAAGGAGUACAUCACCAAGAUGGACCCUGCCUCCACCCUGGGGCUCAGCACUGAGUCUGUGCACAGCUACAGCAUCAGCCAUGUGAAGCGGGUCCUGGACAUGGAGCCCCCAGAGCUGCCUCCCUGUCGACGUGGUGUGACCAGCAUUGCUGUGACGCUCAAAGGCCUGAAGGAGAAGUGUGUGGACAGCCUGGUGUUUGAGACACUCAUCCCCAAACCCAUGAUGCAGCACUACAUCAGCCUUCUGCUCAAGCAUCGGCGCCUCAUCCUCUCGGGGCCCAGUGGCACGGGCAAGACCUACCUGACCAACCGGCUGGCCGAGUACCUGGUGGAGCGCUCAGCCCGGGAGGUCACCGAGGGCAUUGUCAGCACCUUCAACAUGCACCAGCAGUCCUGCAAGGAUCUACAGCUGUAUCUCUCCAACCUGGCCAAUCAAAUCGACCGAGAGACAGGGAUUGGGGAUGUGCCACUGGUCAUCCUCCUCGAUGACCUCAGCGAGGCUGGAUCCAUCAGUGAACUAGUGAAUGGGGCACUCACCUGCAAGUACCACAAAUGCCCCUACAUCAUUGGGACAACCAACCAGCCUGUCAAGAUGACCCCAAACCAUGGCCUCCACCUCAGCUUCAGGAUGCUGACCUUCUCAAACAACGUGGAACCGGCCAACGGCUUCUUGGUGCGUUACUUGCGUCGGAAGCUGCUCGAGUCAGACACAGACAUCAACGCCAACAAGGAGGAGCUGCUGCGUGUGCUGGACUGGGUGCCCAAGCUCUGGUAUCACCUGCAUACCUUCCUGGAGAAGCACAGCACCUCGGACUUCCUCAUUGGCCCCUGCUUCUUCCUGUCCUGCCCCAUUGGGAUUGAAGAUUUCCGGACCUGGUUUAUCGACCUAUGGAAUAACUCUAUCAUCCCCUACCUGCAGGAGGGGGCAAAAGACGGGCUCAAGGUCCAUGGCCAAAAGGCAGCCUGGGAGGACCCUGUGGAGUGGGUCCGGGACACCCUGCCCUGGCCAUCAGCGCAGCAGGACCAGUCGAAGCUGUACCACCUGCCCCCUCCCACCAUCGGGCCCCACAGCACAGUCUCCCCCCCAGAGGAGCGGUCCGUCAAAGACACCACGCCCAGCUCCUUGGACUCUGACCCCUUGAUGGCCAUGCUGCUGAAGCUCCAGGAAGCAGCCAACUACAUCGAGUCUCCAGACCGAGAGACCAUGGUGGAUCCCAACCUGCAGUCGACUCUGUGAGGCCCCUGGGCCGUGCCGGACUGGGAAGGGGAGGGCGUUGCUGUUGGCAGCCACUGCUCCCACGGGGUUGUUUUUCUUUUCCUUUGGUAUCCCUGGAACGUGCAACCCGGGGCUGGACAGCAGAGGGGAAGCAGCACUCGGGGACUUCCCCUUAGGCACUGGGGCAGCUGGGCUCACCCCGGGAGAGCGCAAGGCUCCUGCCUCCCAUCCUGACUCUGGUGGUAGGCGAAUCCUGGUUUCUUUUCUUGGUUUUUCUGUCUCUAUUGCAAACUCCUGGUCUUUGGGGGUGGGGAGGGAAGGAUGCAGUCAGACCAGACCCCCCCAGCACCAGGCAACCUCUUCUGCAAGAAGGACCCUGCAUGGUGGGGCCCCCGCCUGGGGUGGCCCAGGGGCAGGGAGGAGCAUGUGGUUGCAGAACAAGAGAUCUGUUUUUUUAUAAUAAAACAAACAGAAACGGGGUGGGGGGGAGCAAAUUGAAGAACAAAGUCCUGGUGAACGUGUCCAAGUCGCCUGGCAGAGAGACCCGACAGGCAAAGGUGCUGCCACCAGCUCCCAACAUGUCUCCCACCAGCCGCCCGGCCCGGUGCAGCACAUGUGAAGGCCUGCAAGGAAGAGGACUCUCCGCUCCGUCUCUGUGCGUUCCAUAUUUAAUCUGCAUGGCCGCCAUUUCAACCAGGACAUCCCAAUAAACCCUGCUUUGGUUCUUUAA